AGGCAGUUCGCUGUCCGCGGCCGCUGAGGCCCCGCGGGGUCGGAAGGAGCCUGCGCGGCCUGUCAGCACGUGACCAACACUCUCUCCCUACGUAACGCCCACUCCCCUCAGCAACCCCUCCCCGUAGGGGAGUUCCUCCGGGAGGACCGAUCUUCCGGGUGGAGGGGGAAGCGGCGUGACUGGAGUGGAAAAUUUUUUCCAACACAACUUCGCAGCUGCAACUGAUUGAAGGGAGCACAAGAAAGCAGGAGUAUAGGCUGGGAUGACUGAAUGAAACUUCUGCUCUUCUUCCUGACUUUUUAACCACUCGACUUAACACGAGCCGCGGUUGCCUUUCCCACCCCCUCGUCUUGGUACGGCCCUUGGAGUACGGAGCCUGCAGAGGGUCCCACGCUGGAGGAGAGAGAGAGGAGGAGUCGGAAGAGACAUUAGAGGUCACCCAAAGCAGCCGUCCCCUCUGCAGCCUCUCUGACAAGUGACCGAACAUUCUUCACGCUCUGAAAGGAAAAGGAGAGACUCAUUCGGGAUGUUUGACGGUUAUGAUAGCUGCAGUGAGGACACGAGUAGCAGCUCCAGCUCUGAGGAGAGUGAAGAAGAAGUUGCUCCUUUACCUUCGAACCUCCCAAUUAUCAAAAACAAUGGACAAGUGUACACGUACCCAGAUGGUAAAUCUGGCAUGGCUACCUGCGAAAUGUGUGGGAUGGUUGGUGUGCGAGAUGCUUUUUACUCCAAAACUAAGCGUUUCUGUAGCGUUUCAUGUUCACGAAGCUAUUCGUCAAACUCCAAGAAGGCAAGCAUUUUGGCCAGACUUCAGGUAACGGGUAAGCCUCCAACAAAGAAAGCGAAAGUUCUUCAGAAACAACCUUUAGUUGCUAAACUAGCCGCAUAUGCUCAGUAUCAAGCUACCUUGCAAAAUCAAGCAAAGACUAAAGCAGCAGUAUCCAUGGAGGGCUUCAGCUGGGGUAACUACAUCAAUAGCAAUAGCUUUAUAGCAGCUCCGGUUACCUGCUUUAAACAUGCACCUAUGGGGACCUGCUGGGGUGAUAUCUCAGAAAAUGUGAGAGUAGAAGUUCCCAAUACAGACUGCAGCCUACCUACCAAAGUCUUCUGGAUUGCUGGAAUUGUAAAAUUAGCAGGUUACAAUGCCCUUUUAAGAUAUGAAGGAUUUGAAAAUGACCCUGGGCUGGACUUCUGGUGCAAUGUCUGUGGCUCUGACAUCCAUCCAGUUGGCUGGUGUGCAGCCAGUGGAAAGCCUCUUGUCCCUCCUAGAACUAUUCAGCAUAAGUAUACAAACUGGAAAGCUUUUCUAGUGAAACGACUUACUGGUGCCAAAACACUUCCUCCCGAUUUCUCACAGAAGGUUUCAGAGAGUAUGCAGUAUCCUUUCAAACCUUGCAUGAGAGUAGAAGUGGUUGACAAGAGGCAUUUGUGUCGCACGCGAGUGGCAGUGGUGGAAAGUGUAAUUGGAGGAAGAUUAAGACUAGUGUAUGAAGAGAGUGAAGAUAGAACAGAUGACUUCUGGUGCCAUAUGCACAGCCCGUUAAUCCAUCAUAUCGGUUGGUCUCGAAGCAUAGGCCAUCGAUUCAAAAGAUCUGAUAUUACAAAGAAACAGGAUGGACAUUUUGAUACACCACCACAUUUAUUUGCUAAGGUAAAAGAAGUAGACCAGAGUGGGGAAUGGUUCAAGGAAGGAAUGAAAUUGGAAGCUAUAGACCCAUUAAAUCUUUCCACAAUAUGUGUCGCGACUAUUAGAAAGGUGCUGGCUGAUGGAUUCCUGAUGAUUGGGAUCGAUGGCUCAGAAGCAGCAGAUGGAUCUGACUGGUUCUGUUAUCAUGCAACCUCCCCUUCUAUUUUCCCUGUUGGUUUCUGUGAAAUUAACAUGAUUGAACUUACUCCACCUAGAGGUUACACAAAACUUCCUUUUAAAUGGUUUGACUACCUCAGGGAAACUGGCUCCAUUGCAGCACCAGUAAAACUAUUUAAUAAGGAUGUUCCAAAUCACGGAUUUCGUGUAGGAAUGAAAUUAGAAGCAGUAGAUCUCAUGGAGCCACGGUUAAUAUGUGUAGCCACAGUAACUCGAAUUAUUCAUCGUCUCUUGAGGAUACACUUUGACGGAUGGGAAGAAGAGUACGAUCAGUGGGUAGACUGUGAGUCCCCUGACCUCUAUCCUGUAGGGUGGUGUCAGUUAACUGGAUAUCAGCUACAGCCUCCGGCUUCACAGUCGUCAAGAGAAAGCCAAUCAGGUUCUUCAAAACAGAAGAAAAAGGCUAAGUCCCAGCAAUACAAAGGACAUAAGAAAAUGACUACAUUGCAGCUGAAGGAGGAGUUGAUAGACGGAGAGGAUUAUAAUUUCCUCCAAGGAGCAUCUGAUCAGGAAAGCAAUGGCUCUGCCAACUUCUACAUCAAACAAGAGCCCUGAGAGGGCUCCAAAACUGAGGGCGGGAGGGGAAGAAUUUUACACAGGACUGAUUUAUAAUCCCUCGAGCUGUACAGCGGGGCUAUUCUACUGGGACAUUUUGCUAAACAUAGAAAAUUUCAGUUCCAGAUUUUUCAGGUGGGUGGGGAAACUAUUUUAGUCGUGGGGGGAAAUUUUUCAAUUUAUAAAGAUGGACAAUUUUUGUGUUGUAUUUGAAGCUUUUGAAAGAAUUUUGUAAUAUUUUCCAAGUUUGGAUUUAUGUGCAUUGUUAACAACUGAAAUUCUAACUUUUUGGUAAGAUUAAAGUUUAGGUAGCAGGAUUGAAGGAAAUGAUUUAAGAAGGAUAUAGUUGUAAAUGCAAAUGAACUGUCAUUACAAAUGAACCUUUUUUGGUACCUGUUGGGAAAUUUUUGGGAUUUUAGAAGUUAGGCCAGUCACAUCUCCAGCUUCCUUUGCUGCAGAAAUAUGCAACUGAGCCCCCCUCUCGUGGAGGGUUCAUCACCACAUAGAUCAUGGAAGGGGAAUUAAAUCCGCUUGGUGGCAUUUUGUUGUAGCCCAUUUUAAAUGUUUGUACAGAAAUGUUUUUCAUUCUGUGAAAAUUUAUUUGGAGUUCUAUAUGAAACUGGAAGAACUCUGAUACUUUUAUAUGUUCUCUUUUAAUUAAAAAAUGAUUAAAAUUAUCCUAACACUAAAGUGUUAAACUGGAAUGGUUAACCAGAUGAACAGGAUCUCAGUGUACACGUUGAGGGGUUGGGGAAAGUAUAAUAUUGUCCUUCGUUCGUUUUCUUUUCCUUACUAAAAGGCACCCCACAAGAGGGAUUCUAAUCCGUUCUCUGCCAUUUCCCUCCAUCUGUUAGAUAAUACUUAAUAUAACCACACCCCAAAACAGAUGUUCUUCUGUAUAACCAGUAGAAUCAAAUCAAAAAUUGUUUAAAGCCAAAAAUCAGUUUAGAAUUCAAAAUCAUUCCAGCUCUGCUUUUAACUAUCCUGGCUUUGUUUAAAAAAAAAAAAAAAAACUAAUUUGAAAGAGAAUUUAAUUUUCUUAAAAUUCCAUAUAUA
This is a messenger RNA of Neogale vison (American mink), 3475 nucleotides long. RefSeq names its product mbt domain containing 1 (gene MBTD1). Gene Ontology annotation, molecular function: zinc ion binding. Gene Ontology annotation, biological process: regulation of DNA-templated transcription. Bases 527 to 2419 code for a protein of 630 amino acids. The record is from RefSeq and is a predicted model, not a curated record. Gene Ontology annotation, cellular component: nucleus. NCBI's taxonomy places the organism in Eukaryota, Metazoa, Chordata, Mammalia, Carnivora, Mustelidae. The transcript has 17 exons.